Entamoeba invadens IP1 is the source of this 4305-nucleotide messenger RNA. RefSeq names its product guanyl-nucleotide exchange factor, putative. The coding region runs from base 1 to 4305 and encodes 1434 amino acids. Gene Ontology annotation, biological process: regulation of ARF protein signal transduction. NCBI's taxonomy places the organism in Eukaryota, Evosea, Mastigamoebida, Endamoebidae. Gene Ontology annotation, molecular function: guanyl-nucleotide exchange factor activity. The transcript has 2 exons. The record is from RefSeq and is a predicted model, not a curated record.
AUGCAGUCUUCACCUUCACGUUCUCCUGUUGCCCCGCCGGACCCAAUACCCAUACCGGACCCCGCCUCGAAACAGUCUUUGUUAGUAGAGACAGUAGAGACUUUAUUAUAUCGUGUGAGUAAAGAGGGUUCUAUAGUGAAACAAGUAUCGAAAAUACUGAGCGAGCAACUUGCUGAAAUCACGAGUGACACGACUCAAUUUGUGACGUGCAUCUUUCAAGAUUUGACGCAGAACAUAUUUCUCCAAUUAUUUGAUGCGAUUUUACAAGACAAAGACCGGAAGAGUAUAUUGACUCAUGUGGUGACUAUCAUCACACCAGACUUGAUGACGCCACAUACCCUCUCUUUGUUGUGUUCUUCAAUGUUAUCGAUCUUACCGUACUCUUCCGGUGGUAUUUUACCGAUCAUUUUGACCUCUUUUAAUAACUUGUCGAAGUCGUUCUUACACGAAGAAGUCUAUUCAUUACUCAUUUCAACACUUUUCGACUUACACUUGGUGUUACUUCCUAAUGCGCAGGAGACGGCGAUGGUCAAAGACUUAAUUAAAUCAUUUCUUGUCAACGCCCCACUCUUGAAAUUUCCAGAGGGAAAGAUCCCCCCUGUCGUCUCGUUACUCACAACAGUCAGUCGAUAUGCCGUCGUUGAUUGGUGCUCUCCAGACGCCGUGCGAACAAGAGAGAUAUUAGACAACAAAUAUCAGUUAUCAAUUGACAUUAAAGCAAAGAUUAAAAACGACGCGGAGAAACACCGGGAAGAGAAGAUGAAGUACGUCAAAGGGUUAUCUGAGGAGAAUAAGAAGUACACCACUUCCCGAGCACACGCGCAUGCUGUCAAGUGCAUUUUAAUGGUUUUGUCUGAGGCCGAUCACACUCAAUUGCAGUCGUAUGACAUGUGGAAACAACCCAUAGUCGACUGUUUGAUAGACAACGGCUUCACUACAGAGCCUCAGAAGUAUAUUCCCGCAGUCAAGAUCUUUGUCGAGAUCAUGUCCUCGCCUAUUUUACACUUAAAAGGCCUUUCUGUGGUAUUGGACAGACUCUACUUGUUUGUGCUUAACUCGCAGAUAUCGACAUCACAACAGAAACAGUUAACGUUAGAGAUGUUAGUGUCACUGACUGAGAAGAGUGAAUGUGUGUUGUCGAUGUUCAAGUUGUAUGACUGUAACUACAAAGCCCCAAAUGUCGUGUACUCCCUCAUUAAGACUCUUUCAGACGUCGUGGAUGGCAAGAUGAAGUCCAAUGAGAAGUAUGUGUCCAAGCAAUUUGACAUCGACAAUCGCAUGCGAGCAUUGAAGUGUAUUCUGAACAUCAUCGAUGGUGUUUCCGAGACAAUAGCGAGUGGGAUAGAAUACAAGAAAGAAGGGAUCGAAGCCAAAAUUGAUCGCAAAGUGAUGCUCGAACAGGGCAUCCAAAUCUUCAAUAAAGAAUAUAUCGAAGGCAUCAACUUCUUUGUGAGACAUUCAUAUUGCAAAGAUAACAAGAAGGACAUCGCGGAGUUCUUGUUAACGACGCCCGGAGUCGAUAAACGGAAAAUGACGGAGUACUUGACUUCCAUAGGAAAAGAAGUCCCAGAAGUCUUAAAUAACUUAAUGAAAGACAUCGACUUCACAGGAGAACGGUUUGAUGAUGCUCUCCAGAGGAUGUUUCGUAUCUUCUGUACCCCUGGGGAGGUACAUAUAGUUGAUAAUAUCAUUCCACGCUUUGCAGAGAGGUAUGUGGAGUGUAACCAAUCUCUUCAUUUGAGUAUCGAAGAUGUCUCUUUAUUAACUACUUCAGUCAUUGGCAUUGCAAUGGAUACUUCUAAUAAGGAAAUGACACUAAAGAAGUUCCAAGAGAUGGUAUCUGGUAUUAAAGGAGAUGUUGAUAUCGAAGGACUCUAUAAAAGAGCAUCGAGCGGGAUGUUUGCGGUGUCCGACUGGCUUCUUGGAGUCAAGAGAGAUAACACAGAAGACUUAGAAAUGAAGGAACAGAUGCUUCGGACGAUGAGUGGGAUCGACACUAAUAUGUUAAAAAUACGGAAGACGGAAGAUGAGACGUUCUCCUCAAUAACAUCUGAACUUGUCGAGAUGUUCUUACGAAGUGUGACUUCGUCGUGUUGUGACAUCUUUAGAAAAGCCUUUUUCAAUGAAGAGACUGGGGACUUUGUUGAGAACAGUUUGAAAGGGAUGCAGAAAUUGAUCCACUGCACUUCCAUCUUAAAAAUGUCUGAGAGUGACGACUUACUCUCCGAGUUAUCAUUAUGGACAGUCUUAUUGACACCAGAGAUGAUGCGUGCAAAGCACGUCUUAGCCAUUCGAUAUAUCAUACAAAUUUGUAAAGACGAGGGCAUGUAUAUAUUGAAGGGAUGGGUGUCAUGCCUCAAAGUGAUUAGUCAUUUAGACCACUUAAACCUUCUCCCGAAGCCUAAAGGAGUUAUAACUGAGUUAAAGGAGAUGCCUAAGAAUGAGAGAGACAUAGAAUAUAUUGAGUACUUGGGGUGUUUCACCUUUGUGAAUAAUGACCUUCGCAUCUCGAAUAAACAGUUUGACCCGAAGACGUUGACGACGUUGAAAUCUUUCUUACAGAAACAGAUAGGAGUCAUGAACGACAUCUUUGCGAAGGAGGCGGUGGCUUCCAAAGAAAACUUCUUCUGCUUUUUGAAUGCGAUGAAGACGGUGGUCUUGUCGGAGAUCAACACGUUGUGUCCGCAGAUGUUCUUGUUCACGAUGUUAUUGCAUGUCCUCUUGAUGUGUGUUGGUCGCGAGAGAAGUGAGAUCGACGACAUCAUUCAAAUUGCGACGGAAGUCUACACUAAAGCGGGACUCCACCCACAUGAAGUAGUUUCCGUCGAAGCUGUGAAAGCACUUGGAAUGCUUCACGACAAGUUUUAUAAGAACGAUGACAUCAUCAACUCGUUGAUUGUUAUUAUGGCGGAUUCUCCUAUAGAAAAAGUGAGAGAAGAAGUGAUGAAGACAAUCACUGACGUGUUAGAGAAACACGACGUCAACAAACACAUCAAUUGGACGGGGAUACUCCAUAUCAUCAAUUUGGCUGGAAAAGACCGAAAUCCAGUGAUACUAAAACUUGGAUUCUCAAUGCUCCAGAUGGCUUGCACACAAGCGAAUGAUACUGAGAAUAAGGCCCUUGUUAAAUAUGGUCUAGCACUUUUCUCAAGGAAGAUCUUGAAUGAGAAGAUGGCGCGGGAUGUCAUCGAUAUGUGUCGAAUGUACUUAAAGGAAGACACGACACCGGAGGAUAUAGAAAGUGGCAAUUUGGAAAUCAUGUAUGCCCUCGGCGGAGUCAUCGGAAGUCAACGGAUUGAAUGUGGAGCAGAAGCGAUGGGUAUAAUGCGGAACCUAUUUGACAAGAUCUCUAAAAUAGGAGUUGUCGAGGCUGUUUUUGAUAUUAUAACACCACAGAUCUAUUUCAAUAUAGAAAACAAAGAAGAUUGGAUUACACCAAUUGGGAUGACUUUUGCGUUACAUUUAUUAGAAUUAAUUACUAGUAAUAAAGCAGAUAUAGAAAAUGUCGAUAUCAUUUUAAAUGUUAUUCAAAUGUUGGCAGUCAAAGGCGGAGAUAUUUGUUCGUCUGUCAAUGACAUAUUGAUGAAAGAAGUUUUCGAAGUCAUGGUGGGACAUCAAAAUUGCGUUUUGGGAACAGUGAAAACAAUUGAGUUUUUGAAAAAUCACAUCACGUCCGUCAUUCUGUUACAAAUGAAUUCCAAAAUCAAAACGCCUCGGAAAAUUUGUAACGCCGAUAACAAAUGUUCGACGUGUAAAAACGUGUGCACACGUCAUACAAUGUUACCGUGUCUCUAUUGUAAUGAUCACGUUUUUUGCAGCGAAAAGUGUCGGAAGAAAUUUGGCAAUCACAAAAUGGCGGUGAAACAUUUCGAGUAUAAUUCUAUUAAAGUGAAAGAUUUACAAAAGAUAUUGGCACUUGAUCUUAAAAUCGUUAUGUUAUUGUAUAAUAGUGUUUCCGAUAUAGUUUUGAAAUGCAACGUGGACACACUCUUAGAUCAUUUCGUCAAUCUCCUUGAUGAUUUUGCCGCAGGCAUCGGGAUUUUUGACAAGAUUUUGGCAGACACGUUUAAUAUGUUACUCGAGUCAUCAACAAAAUGUUUUAUCUCUUUCGUUUUGGAAAGUCAGAAAUUCGAAAGACUCAACGAUUUAUUCAAACUUGACAUAAUCUUCGCUCAGAUUUUGUGCGACUCACUCAUUUUCGAAAGAAACUCCGUUCUCUCAGAAGUCAAAAAAUCACUCGAUGUGUCAAAAUUGCCAACGACAGCAAAUGGGAAGAAGCUUGCAACAAGAUUGUUGACACUGUAA